CCCCAUGGCUCUUCUUCCUCCUCCUCGGCGUCUUCUCCUAUAAAUACGCGGCGUGCCGCCGGAGCACGAGCAGUGUCCGAAUUCGAAUUCCUUCCUCGGCUCGUGCGCCUUCGCGCCCACGCGGAUAGUAUAGCUCGGUUGCUUUGUCGCCGGCGAUGGAGAAUUGCGUGAGAGGUCGAGCGGGGGGAAGGGUAGGGCAGGAGGCGGCGUCGCUGCCCCUGCCCCCGCCGCCGCGCAUGGCGGCCGCGAACUCCUCGGCGGCGGCGGCGUCCAUCCGGGCGCACCUGGCGCGGACCGCGAGCGGGGUGGACGCGCAGCCGUCGCCGCGGUCUCUGCUGUCGCGCAUCCUGCUGCGCGGGGGCGGCGACGGCGGGAGUGGCGGGGGAGGGUUCGGUUGCCGGGUGCGGCUGCCGCGGCGGUACGGCGGCGGCAUGAGGGAGGAGCGCAAGGACGGCUCCGUCUCCGAGCAGGGGGAGACUCCCCGCGUGAAGGUCGUGGAGCCGCCGCCGCUGCCGGAGCUGCCCCUCGAGACGCCGCGGAGUUCCUUAGGGAGGAAGAAGCCGGAGGAGGAGCUGGUGUCCAUGAACCUUGGGCUGGGCGCGAGCCUGGUGCUUCUGCUGUCCAGGAGCGCCGUGGAGCUGAACAAGAUGGUGGAGCUGCGCGCGCAGAUGGAGGCGCUGGUGUUGGAGAUCAGGCACGCGGCGCAGUGGAAGGAGAACGCGAACCACCCCGCCGCCUCCACGUCGCGGGAAUCCAACGGCAGCAGCGCCACCACCGCCAACGUGAAGGACCCGAUCGCCUUCCCCGCGGUCGACGCCGACGCGGCGUCCAACUGCUCCCGCACGACCGCCGACAACGCGGUCUCCGGCCGCGCGGCCGCCGUCGUCAUCGACCAGCUGGAGGCGGAGCUCCAGGCCGAGCUGGGCCGCAUGCAGCGCGGCACGGACCGCACGGCGCUCGGCGGCGGCGACGCCGACGAGCGGAUGAUCGCCCCGAUGCAAGGACUCGAGUUGCCGUUGCUGAAGGUGAAGACGAAGGCCGGUAACAACGCCAUCGGUAGAGCGUCGCGGAGCCGUGUCGGCGGCGGCGGCGCCAAGGACGACGGGGAAGUAGUAGACGGCAAUGCCGAGGAGGAAGAGGAGGAGGAGGACGACGAGGAGGCCGAGGAGGAGGAGGAGGAGGGAGGGUACGACGAGGACCGGUCGAGCCCCCCGCACGCCGGCGUGUCGGCGCGCGCGCUGGAGCGGCGGCUGCACGAGCUGCUGCAGAAGCGGCAGCAGGAUCGGAUCGUGGAGCUGGAAUCGGCGCUGGACGCCGCCCAGCGGCGGCUCCACGAGAAGGAGCGCGAGGUGGUGUGGUGGCGCGACGCCGCCAAGCUCGUCUCCCACCGCCGCGACGAGUCCCGCCGCGACGAGUCCCGCCGCUUCGUCCGGUAGUAGCUAGGUUUCCCGCGCGUGGGCGUGGCGCGAAACGCGUUCCCGCGCGCGCGCGUGCGAAGGGCUCGGUUGGCAUUGGCAGGCCGGGUGUGUGGCACGUGCCCAACCGCCGCCUGCUGCUGCAGCGGCUGCGGGGUGUCAGGGCGGUUGCCGGCGUCACGCUGCGCGGGUAACGCGGUGUAACUGCUGCGAGCCGGGACGACGCGGCUCUGCUCUGCGGCGUCCUGCCGGCUGCCGCGCUCUGCCGUGCCCGUGCGUGCGUGCACGGGCGCUGGAGCCGGAAGUUUCGGUGCGUGCGUGCGUGCGUGCGCCGGCCGCUGUUGCAGGGGGUCGUGUCCGUGUCGUGCUGCUGUCCGGUCGGUUCCGCCGGACGAAAUCUUUCGUGAUUCCAGGCAGGCAGGCAGAGUCUGUACUUGGGUCCGUGCUCGUGUCUAGGAAGUAGGAACUUUGGAAGGUCAGACCAUUUCGAUGUCGAUCGCUCCUUGUACCAAAAAAAUAAAUGCUGAUCGUUGGGAUUCG
Molecule: messenger RNA, 1955 nt
Organism: Panicum virgatum (switchgrass)
Lineage: Eukaryota; Viridiplantae; Streptophyta; Magnoliopsida; Poales; Poaceae
Product: protein POLAR LOCALIZATION DURING ASYMMETRIC DIVISION AND REDISTRIBUTION-like
Exons: 3
Coding region: 156-1436 (426 amino acids)
Biological process (GO): asymmetric cell division
Source: RefSeq, a predicted model, not a curated record